CGGCCAUAUUUACAGAAACAUAAUUCAACUUCAUGUACCAAAAAAGAAUAAGGUACCAAGACUUGGCUGUAUGGUGUAAAACCUUUGCCUUUUCCUUUAUGGAAAGAAGAAAAAAAAGCCAAAGAUUGAAUACCAUAGUCACUCUGAAAUAAAUAAAGUCAAAGGAUUUGUUUGAAACUUGAGAGGCGCUACUUUUUUCCAUCGUCUAAAGGGUGUUACGGUGUUACCAAAGACUCCACAGAGGGGGUGCUACACAAAUCAAAAAGAUAAGGGUGCUACGUGCGUGAGAUCAAAUAUUUUGUGAAAAAUCUACACCCCAUACCAUAGAAUUCUGAUAUAAUAUCGGAAUGGAGGAAGUAGAUUCCAUAAUUUUACAUUUUCUUCGUCAAUUAAACAUAAAAAUUGAUGAAGAAAUUAAAAACAUUUGUGAUCUUCGUGUAGAUACUAUAAUUCAGUCUGCAUCAAAGUGUCUGAUUGCAAUUAAUCCAUCCUUGAAGGUGCCAACAAAAUUGCCAUCAGGUAUAUCACACAGAAUUGAAGUGGCUGCUCAGAUUGCUUCACUUUGCAAGGAUUUAGGCUAUAAAAAUGAUGUUGGUUACCAAACAUUUCUAUAUUACAAUGAAGCUGAAUUGAGGCAAGUGUUUAUGUUCCUCAUAGAGCAAUUGCCCAGUGAGGGCAAGCAAACCACUGCCCAAGAGCCAAUAAACAAGAGAUCCUUGCUUAUGCAAAGUAUCAGUGCCAAAAUUGGUGAGGAGUUGAACUCUAUUUGGAUACCACCUUGUUGCAAUCCUCCUGAUAAAAAAACUAUUGGAGAUUUUUUUAUUUCUUCUUCAGUAAUGUGUAUCAACAAAUUUACUUUAACAGAUGAAGAAAUUAUUCAAAAGCUACAAAAAAUCAAGGAAAUAAGUAAAACGAAUGUCCUGAACCAAUCUAUUCAGGAAAAUGUUGAGGUCAACAAUGCUAAAGGUAAAGAGCAGCCAACAAUGAAAGAAGUUAAACAUGAAAUAAACAAAAGUCUAAAGGAAUUGAAAGAAAUGGCCAUAGUUUUGAGACAAAAACUUGAUACACUUGAAAGUGAAAGAAAUGUAAUGGAUGUUGAAUAUUCUCAGGCCCAAAAAGCUUGUGAAAGAGCUGAAGCUGACCUAAAACACGUUCAAAAUAUACUAAAUAGUAUUGGAAUAACAGAUAUUGACUCAUUCGAUGCUACUGACAAUGUUUUGGACAAAGUUCAGGAAAAUAUUAAUAUGCUGCACAGAAAGAGUGAGGAAUUAAUAUCUCGGAAUUUAUCUCUCAAAGUAGAAAUUGAUAAAUUGAGAAACAAUUUAGCUGCAUCAGAGUCUGAAAGAACCAAAUGCAAAAAAACAUUGACUGCUUUAAAAGAAACUGCCAAAUCAAUGAAAGAGGAAUGUGAGAAGAAAGAAGAAAUGAAAAAUCAAGUGAAAAAUAAUUAUGACAAAAUUAAAGGAGGUAACAAAAGGUCUAUUUACACGAAAAGAAUAUUGGAAAUUAUAAGUAAUGUAGAUAAACAAAAUCUUGAAAUACAGAAGGUACUAGAAGACACAAGGCAGCUUCAAAAAGAAAUCAAUACUCUGGAAGGGCAACUGGAUAGGUGUUUUUCCAUUGCUGAUGAAACCUUGUUCAGAGAUGCAAAGAAGGAUGACCAAGCUAAGAAAGCAUAUAAGUUACUGGCCCUAUUACACUCUGAAUGUAACACCAUAGUUUCCCUUGUCAAUGACACAGGCUCAUUAGCUAGGGAUAUUGUGGACUUAGAAGACAAUAUAAAAGCUGAAACGACUAAGAGAACUGAAGAUACUUUAAAAAAGAUUCAACUUGAUCUCACUAAAAUGCAAGAAGAAUCAGUUGAGCUCAUUUAAAGGUAUUGUUGUUAUUGGCAACAAAUAUUAAUGAUGGUGGACCUGUACAAAUAAAAUUGGUAA
Molecule: messenger RNA, 1937 nt
Organism: Hyposmocoma kahamanoa
Lineage: Eukaryota; Metazoa; Arthropoda; Insecta; Lepidoptera; Cosmopterigidae
Product: coiled-coil domain-containing protein 22 homolog
Exons: 8
Coding region: 348-1874 (508 amino acids)
Biological process (GO): positive regulation of ubiquitin-dependent protein catabolic process
Molecular function (GO): cullin family protein binding
Source: RefSeq, a predicted model, not a curated record